AAUAGUUCAAUACUGGAAAAUUCCGACGACAUCACUGAUUUUACACUGACAGAUUGGAAAAGUGGCGGUAGCCAUCGGAGUUUCACUUGACAUUUCAUCCGGAUGUUUUUUGUUUACAUCGGAUCGAAUGUGUAUAUUUGAUGGGAUUUAAUGGACACUAACGAUGAAGUUCAAAAAGCAAUUCACCUUUAUUGCAUUCAUAUUGAUUGUCGUAAUAAUUUGGACUUUACUAUGGAAUCGGAUCACCACCAACAACACGGUGUUGUUGGCAAAGUUUAACAGGGAUUUUUUGAAUACCCAUGACACGAAACAGAUAACCGAACGAAUGGUUAUGAGCACACCGAAAGCUCCCAAUGAAAUUGUGAUAUCAGUUGUCUCUUGUGGAAUGCGAUUACAGGAGACACUGAACAUGCUGAAAUCAGCGCUUAUGUUUAACGUGGAUAAAGUAGCCCUUAAGUUCAUCAUCGUAACCGAAACAUCAAGCAUUGCCAGUUUCAGAGAAAAGCUUGAAGAUUGGUUGGUUCUGACGAAAAAUGAGUUUACAUUCGAAAUUCUACCGUUAACAUUUCCGGAAAAACACAAAAACGAAUGGAAAAAUUUAUUCAAGCCGUGUGCCGCCCAACGUCUCUUCCUUCCGUCCCUUCUAAGUCACAUCGACUCCGUGCUUUACGUUGACACUGACACCCUGUUCCUGACACCGGUAUCAGACAUCUGGCAUUUCUUUACCGAAUUUAAUUCGUCACAAAUAGCUGGCCUGUCACCGGAACACGAAGACCGUAACGUUGGUUGGUACAAUCGAUUCGCCAAGCAUCCGUUCUACGGCCCGAUGGGCUUGAACUCGGGCGUGAUGCUAAUGAAUCUGACGCGGAUGCGGAAAUUCAAGUGGGAGGAGUACAUUCUGCCGUUGUACAAGGAAUUUAAACUUAAAAUCACAUGGGGCGAUCAGGAUCUCAUCAACAUUCUAUUCUACUAUCACCCAGACAAACUGUACCUCUUCCCGUGUGAAUGGAACUAUCGACCCGAUCACUGCAUGUACAUGCCGGUGUGCAAAGCGACAACGGGUGUAAAAAUCUUACACGGAAACCGCGGCUAUUUCCAUGCCGACAAGCAGCCAAUAUUUAGCACCACAUUCCGUAUCGUACAGGAAUAUCGUUUGGGCGACGAUUUGUAUAACAAUUUUUUGAUGACAUUGGAAUCAGCUCUUGCUGACAGUACGGUAGUGCAAUCGAAUUGCGGUAAAGUUAGUGAUAAAUUACUCAUUAAGUCGAGAGAACUAUUUAAGGAAGUCGAGUAUUACUACAAUACGAGAUGAUGAACAGUUUUUCUUCUUCCAUUUGCAUUUGAGUGUCGAUAGUGUUAGUCGUCAAUGUGCGUUAGUGUGUGUGUGUGACUCAAAUAUUUUAAGAAAAUAAUUUUUAGAAAAUUGUAAACUUUCUGAAUGUGAUCAUGAAAUUGAACUGUGGAUCUUAGCGCAGGGCAUAUACCGUUUAUACCAAUGUGUUCUAACAUUCUCACCAUAUUAUGGUACAUACGAUGGGACCAAUCAAUUGAGGAAUGAAUGGUCGCAUGAAUCAUACGCCGUUGUUUUCCAACGUAAUGGUUAGAUCAUUCAAUGAACAACUGAAAAUUGUGUUGUUAGCACGCAAAGCUAAAGUUCUAAACGGCAGAUGUUGCUUCAAAUGUACACUGACAAAAAAGAGUUGCAUAUCUUACUGUUGCAUGUAACUUUGUCUCCAGGUAACCUACAAUAGCUGUCACAACUCGAACUGGUCCUUUUGGGUGAUGAACAAUGAUUAAAGAUUUUUUUACAAAUUCCUCCAUUGGCGUCUCUUUUUAGUGCACCCUUGUUCUACCAGCCCAAUUCUUUUUUUAGUAGCCAGUCCGGUCGUAAUGAGAACUUGGGCGCCGUAGUUGAAGGGGAUUCCCAUAACGAUUAUUUUUACUACAUUUAAGACAACUAUUUAAUUGCCAUAGGACAGACGACGUCAUCUAUUCCGCUAUUGUUGGAAAUAUUCACAUAUUUUUUUACACCAAUCUCAUUAUGUCACUCCCUGUCGACCUCGUGUGCCCGCCUGAUAAUAUGCUUGUCUCUAAAUAAUUCUCUUCAAUAAAAUCUUCAGACAUCGAUCUGAUAAAAUCUGUAGAAUCUCAGUGGUUUAAACAAACGAACAAAUUGAGAUUGAAUGUGUACGAAGAUCAUGUGUAUACGUCGAUUGUGGAAUAAAAAGAAACCCGGUAAAUGACUAAUCUCUACUGAAUUAAGAUUAGUAUCUAGCAAACACAUCACAAAUAUAUCAUGCCGGAGUGUAUUAAAAAUAGAAUAGUGAAUAUCGACUGUGUUUUCUUGAAUCGAAAAUAAGUUCGGUUUUUUUUAAAUGUGAUUUUUGUAUUUUUUAAUAAAUAAAAUUGAUUUUGUCAAAGAA
Molecule: messenger RNA, 2423 nt
Organism: Bradysia coprophila
Lineage: Eukaryota; Metazoa; Arthropoda; Insecta; Diptera; Sciaridae
Gene: shams
Product: glucoside xylosyltransferase 1 shams
Biological process (GO): protein O-linked glycosylation via N-acetylgalactosamine
Molecular function (GO): UDP-xylosyltransferase activity
Source: RefSeq, a predicted model, not a curated record